Punica granatum (pomegranate) is the source of this 550-nucleotide messenger RNA. Lineage: Eukaryota; Viridiplantae; Streptophyta; Magnoliopsida; Myrtales; Lythraceae. The record is from RefSeq and is a predicted model, not a curated record.
UGCCUUAAAAGAUAAUGCACCAGUAAAACCUGGUGGGCAAAUGUAUGGGUAUUAUACUGGAAUGUUUCAUGCUAGGCGUUCAUUCUGGAUGGAACAGGGAUUACGAGGAUUAUUUGCUGGAUACCUGUCCACACUUGCUAGGGAUGUGCCUUUUGCUGGUUUGAUGGUCAUGUUUUAUGAAGCUCUUAAGGACAUAACUAGUUAUGGAAAGCAGAAGUGGGCACCCAAUUCUAAUUACAGCAUCAGUAGUUCGUUUGAGGGACUCUUAUUAGGUGGAUUAGCUGGUGGUAAGUUCUGUAAACUUGACUCUGUGACAUCGAAUGGACUUUCACUGCAUGAUCUCCAGAUAUAACAUCCACCAAUCAGGAGAGGGGGCAGUCUUUUCAAUCAGUUUCUUUUGACAUUGUGGCAUAAUUUCCUUCAUCUCGAUUCGUGUUGGCUCGUAUAUGGGGUUCUGGCACCAGCUUGUGGAAGGAGUUGACCAGCAUAUUAAGAUUCAGCUCUGUAUUUAGCACUUCUUGGGUAACUUCAUUCACCGUGAGCAGCUGAA